GGCCUUCAAGUCUUAGCGCAUCCGAAACAUGACGCUACCGACCCCAUCUCUUCAAAUAAAUUUUAUCGUUUGAUGUAAAGUAUGGAUAAGUCGGUUGAACGUGCUGAAGGGGUUCUCGUUUAUAACCCUAAAACUGUACCUCAUGGUGCCAUACAGUUAAAUCCUUCUGAGGCACUUGCUCUGCGUCUUCAAAUAAUCAAUUCAUGGAACAAACCUCUAGAAGUGUUACCUCUUAAGUUUGGAGGAGAAGCAGUAACAGUAGCUACCUUUUUCUCAAGUUUACUUGUAACUUAUCGCUCAAGAUCGUUUUUUAAUAUGUUCACUAGAGUUGGACUUGCUUUGUCUUUGGUUCCAUGCGUAUUUCUUCCUACUGGCAUCGCACACCACUGUUUUACCCGUUUUGUUUCUAAUCAAAUUCUUAUUGGACCCUCUAAUUCAAUGUUAUAUCCUGACUGUAGUAUUUGCUUACAAAUACGUGAAGCUCUAAUAAUGAAUACGUGUGGAUUGGUCCUACCCCUAGGCUUUGGCUUUCUCUCUUCUGCAGCCUCUGCACUUAUCACACGAUCUUACCCGGUACCUGACCUGCUUGAUGUUAAAAGUAUGUGGAGAAUGUUCAAACUCUAUAGUAACUCAUUUCGAACUGUUGGCACCUGUUUGCUUUUGGGUCAUACAAUAUUUGGAACAGCAUUGGUAUACGCUAUGAUGGAUAGUAAUCAACGUGUUCUCAGGCAGCAAAAGUUUAGUCCCAGUAGUGAUUCAUGUAAUGAAUGAUUCAUUGCAAACUAAAUCGAACUUUAGUGCUUGUUGUAAAUUGGUUACAAUUAAACUAAUAUAGAUUUACUUUACU
Molecule: messenger RNA, 847 nt
Organism: Schistosoma mattheei
Lineage: Eukaryota; Metazoa; Platyhelminthes; Trematoda; Strigeidida; Schistosomatidae
Source: the annotation of a GenBank genome assembly